Ictalurus furcatus (blue catfish) is the source of this 921-nucleotide messenger RNA. RefSeq names its product zeta-sarcoglycan. Gene Ontology annotation, cellular component: sarcoglycan complex; sarcolemma. The record is from RefSeq and is a predicted model, not a curated record. Gene Ontology annotation, biological process: cardiac muscle tissue development; heart contraction. The transcript is spliced from 7 exons. The coding region runs from base 19 to 921 and encodes 300 amino acids. Lineage: Eukaryota; Metazoa; Chordata; Actinopteri; Siluriformes; Ictaluridae.
UCUCUCAUCUCUGUUUAGAUGACCCAGGAGCAGUAUAUAUUGGCGUCCCAGUCGAGUGCCCUGCAGAGGCCGGGUUGCCCCGCUCCGUACCCAGUGGGCAUCUACGGUUGGCGUAAACGCUGUCUCUACUUCUUCAUCCUCCUCCUCCUUGUCACCAUGAUUGUCAACCUUGCACUCACCAUCUGGAUCCUGAAAGUCAUGAACUUCACAGUGGACGGGAUGGGUAAUCUACGCGUGACCAAAGAAGGCGUGAGGUUAGAAGGUGUCUCCGAGUUCCUUCUUCCUCUGUACGUGAAGGAGAUUCAAUCGAGACGGGACAGUCCACUGAUCCUGCAGUCAGACCGGAACGUAACGGUGAACGCACGGAACGACCUCGGACAGCUCACAGGACAGCUCACUGUCGGAUCAGAGACGGUGGAGACUCAGUGUCAGAGGUUCGAGGUCCGGAGUUCAGACGGAGACAGAGUUCUGUUCUCCGCAGAUGAAAACGAGGUCAGCAUCGGCACUGAGAAGCUGAGAGUGACAGGUAACGAGGGAGUCGUGUUUGCUCAUUCAGUUGAGACGCCGCACAUUCGAGCCGAACCUUUCCAAGACCUAAAGUUGGAGUCUCCAACGCGGACUCUGACGUUGGAAGCGCCGAAAGGAGUGGAGGUGAAUGCAGGAGUGGGGGAGUUCAGAGCGUCCUGCAGGAAAGAGCUUACUCUGGAGUCUUCUGAGGGGGAGAUCUUUCUCAACGCCAAGUCCAUCCGCAUGCCCAAUCUUCCUCACGGUAGCGUGGACCCGCUGCUCAGCCCGGGCACCAGCUACCCGAAACACACCGUGUACGAGGUGUGUGUGUGUCCGAGCGGCAAGCUCUACCUGUCCCCCGCUGACAGCGCCUCCACCUGCCAGACCACCAACAGUGUGUGUUUAUGGAGCUGA